AUGUCCCUUGCACAACCCUACCUCGAUGGCACGGCAAUCACAAGGUUCACUGCAGGGGCCAAGACACAAUGGACACCAGAAGGCUCGCCUAUCCCAGCCGAACAGCUUGUGCCACUUCUUGGAGUCUCAUCGUACAAUAUCUCCUACUGCCGCGUAGAGAUGGCCUACACCCAUCCAGGUCAGAACGACACAGUCAACCUCCAGAUAUGGCUGCCGGAGCAGUGGAACGGACGCUUCAAUGGUGUGGGAGGCGGCGGCUGGCGCGCAGGUGUUUUCGAUCAGAGCUUACUCCCGGCCAUUAUUCAGGGAUAUGCGGCAGCUUCCACUGACGGUGGCCACAACGCAACUGAAGUCUCCGCUCUUCCUUGGGCGCUCAAAUCUCCGGGUAAUGUCGAUGUGGUUGCUUUGCAGAACUUCGGUUCUGUCACUUUGAACGAGCUCUCUAUAUUCGGGAAGAUGGUCACCGAGAGCUUCUAUCAGAAGGCUCCCGCUUACUCUUAG
Molecule: messenger RNA, 501 nt
Organism: Alternaria infectoria
Lineage: Eukaryota; Fungi; Ascomycota; Dothideomycetes; Pleosporales; Pleosporaceae
Exons: 2
Coding region: 1-501 (166 amino acids)
Source: RefSeq, a predicted model, not a curated record